AUGCCUUCAUGUUUCCCUUUCCACAGCUAUGGACCACUGUCAUCAGAUGCGAUUUUUGGCGGUGACUUUUUUCCAGUGACAUUUCAGCUCCCUUUUCUUUCUCUUUCCUUCCUUUUUCUUUCACUGCUGCAUCCUUUUUUGAUCUGCAACAUCUCCACUAGCAAGUUAAACGACUGGAUCUCAUACCCCCAAAAAAGAACAUCAAAAUCACAACAAGAGUCUUGAAUCCAGCAAGAACUACUGCUCCAAAUUAACCUUCCCUUCCACCACCACCCAACCCCAAAUCAUCUCCUUCAACCGUCACACGAGAGUGGGAGAACACGUCGGCAAGAAUGCAACUACAAGGUUCCCUUCCCAUUUCAAGCGUGACGACUGUGAACCUUCACCAACGUACAAUGUUGAAUUCGUGAUUCUAGAUUUUAACUCCUUUUUGUUUUCUUUUUCCAAAUCUGAAAAUAUGCACAAUGUUGGGGUUUUUUAUUUCAAAUUUGUGGAAUGAGAAGAGAAAAUCGCGCGUAUGAGUGAGAACGAAAGAGGGAACAAAAUUCUCCAAAUUUGCAUUCGUAUAGGCAUUUGUGGGCGAGUCAAGGAGAACAAUUCUUAUCGAAAUCUCAUUUUCCAUGAUUGAAGUAACCAUGAAGAUGAUCUCAUAUUUACUUAUAUUGAAGGAGUGAAUCGGGAGGGGAGAGCAACAGAGAGGAAGGAGGAGGAGGGUAUUAUGAGGAAAAGAAAGAAUAGACAUUUUUUUGAACUGACAAAUUGGUCCAAUAAAAUUUCUUAUGACAUUUUAGUCUUUUCAAGUCAACAACACAAUAAAUGUUUCACUGUCAAAAAAUCCAACAAUAUCAUGUAGACUUAUCUGGGUUAACAAAAAUAUUUAAUUGUAAGACGGAUUUGUCACAUAUUUUACAAAUUGAAGAACGAAAUAUUAUUCUUCACUAACUUAGGAUCCAAAUAGUGAGGCUCUGCAAAUUUAAAACCCGAUAUAACUAAAGAAUAGUAGAAUAGUAUACGGUGUUGGUUAGCUUCGAUAGAUUAAUCAACACAGAGGAGUGAGCGAAACUAGAAUCCGAAAAACAAUGGCGGCGAAGCUAGACAGCCACGCCGUGGCUUCCGAUAUGAUCGACUUCCUCAACGCUUCUCCGACGGCUUUCCACGCCGUCGACGAGGCAAAGAGGCGUUUGCGAAGCGCGGGGUACCACCAACUCUCGGAGAGGGAACCGUGGAAACUUCAACCGGGCAACAAGUACUUCUUCACCAGAAACCACUCCACCAUCGUCGCCUUCGCCAUCGGCAAAAAGUAUGUUUCUGGAAAUGGAUUCCACAUAAUCGGGGCUCACACGGAUAGUCCUUGUCUCAAACUCAAGCCUGUCACCAAGGUUGUUAAGGCUGGGAUUUUGGAGGUUGGUGUCCAAACCUAUGGAGGAGGCUUGUGGCACACAUGGUUUGAUCGAGACUUGACCGUGGCGGGGAGGGUCAUUGUGCAGGAAGAGAAUGCCGGUUCUGUUUCGUACUCGCAUCGCCUUGUUAGAAUAGAGGAACCUAUAAUGCGGAUCCCGACUUUGGCAAUUCACUUGGACAAGACUGUUAGUGAUGGAUUCAAAUUUAACAACGAGACUCACCUUAUUCCCAUCUUGGCAACAUCACUGAAGGGUGAGCUCAAUAAAGUGUCCACUGAAAAUGGUCCUGUUGAAAGUGGAAAUCAGAACGAUGGAAAGAAAGCAAAUGAUAAAACAGGCACCAGCAAUACGAAGCACCACCUUCUUCUUCUACAGUUGCUUGCAAGUAAGCUUGGGUGUGAACCAGAUGACAUAUGUGAUUUUGAAUUGCAAGCUUGUGAUACACAACCAAGUACUAUUGCUGGAGCUGCAAAGGAAUUCAUUUUUUCAGGACGGCUUGAUAACCUCUGCAUGUCAUUUUGCUCGCUGAAGGCAUUAAUAGAUGCUACAUCCUCUGACAGCAGUCUUGAGGAAGAGUCAGGGGUUAGAAUGGUGGCUUUAUUUGAUCACGAGGAAGUUGGAUCUAACUCUGCACAAGGAGCUGGCUCUCCUGUUAUGCUAAAUGCUGUGACAAGGGUUACCAAUUCCUUCAGCUCAAAUCCCAACCUUCUGGAGAAAGCAGUACAAUUAAGCUACCUUGUAUCUGCCGAUAUGGCACAUGCACUACACCCAAAUUACAUGGAAAAGCAUGAAGCAAACCAUCAGCCCAAACUACAUGGAGGACUUGUCAUUAAAACCAACGCUAACCAACGCUAUGCAACCAAUGUUGUCACAUCCUUCAUAUUCAGGGAGAUAGCAUCAAAACAUAAACUUCCCGUUUAGGACUUUGUGGUGCGCAAUGACAUGGGUUGUGGUUCAACCAUUGGUCCUAUUCUUGCUAGUGGCAUAGGUAUUCGCACUGUUGAUGUAGGUGCACCGCAGUUGUCAAUGCAUAGCAUACGAGAAAUUUGUGCUGUUGAUGAUGUGAAGCAUUCAUAUGAGCAUUUCAAGGCAUUUUACGAAGAAUUUUCUCAUGUCGAUGGUAAGAUGGUCGUGGAUAUAUAGGAUAUCUCUAAUCACGAAAUCCUCAUUUUGAUCCUUUGCUCUAGAAGCUGUUGCUGAAAUGGUCGUGUUUUGUAAUUUAGUAUCUAUAUAAUGCUGACUUAUUAUAAGUUUUCAAUAAAAUUAGACUCCCUGAAUGCAAUAUUAGCAACGACUUUAAGUGUGUUUACUUGAAUAGUCCAAGUUCAUGCUUCUAAAAUGGGACCGUAUUCAGGCGAGUAACGAAUUUACUAAAGUAGAAGUUGAAAUAAAUAUACUAUUUUUCGAGCAAUAUUCAA
Glycine soja is the source of this 2818-nucleotide messenger RNA. Its product is annotated as probable aspartyl aminopeptidase. The record is from RefSeq and is a predicted model, not a curated record. The transcript is spliced from 11 exons. Gene Ontology annotation, biological process: proteolysis. Bases 1080 to 2321 code for a protein of 413 amino acids. NCBI's taxonomy places the organism in Eukaryota, Viridiplantae, Streptophyta, Magnoliopsida, Fabales, Fabaceae. Gene Ontology annotation, molecular function: aminopeptidase activity; zinc ion binding.